Messenger RNA from Chara braunii, 889 nucleotides. The record is from the annotation of a GenBank genome assembly. NCBI's taxonomy places the organism in Eukaryota, Viridiplantae, Streptophyta, Charophyceae, Charales, Characeae.
GGUUACCUACCUGCGUUUUCCCUCCCACCCAACCCUUUGCCUGCAUUCCGGUUUGGUACAGUGCCACAUCAGCAGCAAUGUCAGCAGUGCCACAUCAGCAGUACCAUGUCAGCAGUGCCAUGUCAGCAACAGUGCCACGUCAACAGUACCACGUCAGCAACAGAGCCAUGUCAGCAGUACCAUGUCAGCAGUGCCCCACCACCAUGACGGUCUCAGUUCAGGGCAUGCCAGGCCAACUGGCCAAUGAGUCCAUUGCCGAGUACCAACAGCGGUUCGAAGCUCAGCUCGCACUGAUCGAGGCUGAGGAACAGCGUCAGGUGGCAGCCGAGGCUGCCCGCCUACAAGCUGAAGCGGCGGCAGCAGCUGAAAAACAGCGGCUUCGGGCCGAAGCAGACGCAGAUACCCAGGCACGCAGCAAGGAGGCCCAGGAUCUGCUACAGCGGCAUGAAGCCACCAGCAUCAAAAAACUCAAGUUCUGGCAUUUUGAAUCAUCCGAGCACCACGAGGACGCGACACCGGAGGAGCAGCACAAGGAGUUUCUUGCCAAACUCGUGACCCGGUUGGUUUACACUUGUAACCACCUGCAGUCCGAGCUGGCCAAUCUCCAACGGGCGGUGCGGAACCACAAGGAUCUGCACGAGGAUGCUACACGGGCACUUGAUUCCCGUGUACAGGACUUGGAGAAAGUUGCACCAAGACCGAAUGCUGGCGAGUCCAGCAGUGCAUCCUCUACCCGCCAAUUGGAGGAACGAGUUGACCACGUAGUCGCAAUGCUCGGCGACAUCAGCACCUAAGCUGCACCAGCCACCAUCAGCAAGCAACUGGACACCUCGAAGACUGAGGUUCAACAACUGCACGGGCUGCCCAACAAGGAUAGCAAAACCAGUGC